UGCCAAUCAAAUCAAUCGACAUUUAUAUUUUAUACUUCUAAUAUUUGCUAACUUUAUAAACUUUUAACGAACUAACAAUUUUAAAUCGAUUUAAAAAUAAAUAGUCUUAAUUGUCUGGAUAAAAAAAGUGUCAUACCAGUGAUUCAGUGAAGUGAGGUGACCUUGAGAUGCUGGUGCCUGAGGCGGGCGCGACGGGCGAGCUGGUGCUGAAGGUGAUCGGGCCCGAGGGGCAGGCGCUCGUCGCCUACUACCCGGAGGACACGCUGGUGGAAGAGCUGAAGAACCGGGCCAUCGAGCACUUCUACCGCGGCGAGGCGGGCGCGGCGCGCUACAAGCUGGUGCGCGUCUGCGACUCCUCGACCCUGCACGACUUCCUGACCCUCGCGCAGCAGCAGUUGCAGCCGCAGGAGGAGCUGCUGCUGGUGGAGCUGCGCGUGCCGAUGGCGGGCGCGCUGGACCUGGGCGCGGUGCGCGCGCCCGCGCCGGCCGCCGUGGCCGCCGCCACCGCCGCGCUGCCGCCGCCCAGACACCAGCCGCGACAGCCCAACCUGCAGGCGUUGCUGUCUACUAACGAGCUGUCCCACGAGCUGAGGAAGAUCCUGAUAAGCCUGGUGGAGGCGGGCGCGCGGCUGGCGGCGGGCGGGCCGCACUACGAGCGUGCGCUGGCGCAGCUCCGCGCCGCGCUGCAGCCUCCACGCCCUGCCACGAGGCCCGUCGUCGAGGUGAUCACGCCGGAGGACAUCGCGCGGCGCAUAGCGGAGGAGCAGGAGCAGCCCCGCCCCCCGCCGCCCGUCGCCGGCAGCGACGCCUUCCGCCGCGCGGAACAUCUGCAGAGGUUUCUGGAGGAGUUCCGCGCGUGGCGGGUGUCCUGCGCGCCGGCGGCGGGCGCGGAGGCGCUGGCGGCGCUGCGCGAGCUGGGCUGGGCGGCCGCGGCGGCCGAGCAGGCGCUGCGGGCCACCGGCGGAGCCCCGCCCGCCGCCGCCGCCUGGCUGCUGGGCGAGCGCGGCGCCAGCGUCUGCGAGCUGGUGGACGGCCUGCCCGACGGCGCCGUGCUGCAAGCGCUGCUCAAGCAGCCGCAGAUCCAGCGCGGGCUGCUGAACACGCGCAUGCUGGUGGCGUUCAUCGGCAUGGUGGGCCCGGCCAACAGCGCGGCGCUCUGGCUGGCCUCCCCGCGCGGCUCGCCCCUGUUGUCGCAGAUCUCGCGCACCUACCACUCCGAGAAGUACUGCCUCGCCGUCAACCAGUUCAGCGAGGAACACAACACACGCCCGUCUACUUCCAGACAACGAUAACUUGUUUAAAAAGAGCCUCUGCAAUGUAGAUGAACUUAUAAACUUUUCUUAGUUCAUCUACUCGCUAACAGAGGGCGGUUAAAUAAAAAAAAUAUUAAGAGUUCUUAA
Cydia splendana is the source of this 1400-nucleotide messenger RNA. RefSeq lists its product as uncharacterized. Gene Ontology annotation, cellular component: ubiquitin ligase complex. Lineage: Eukaryota; Metazoa; Arthropoda; Insecta; Lepidoptera; Tortricidae. Gene Ontology annotation, molecular function: protein binding. Bases 168 to 1292 code for a protein of 374 amino acids. The record is from RefSeq and is a predicted model, not a curated record. The transcript is spliced from 7 exons.